AUGCGACUUGCACGUAACGUCGAAGAACAGAAGACGGACAGUGCAGAAAAAUUGUACCCAAUGCGUUGGCUUUUGGUGCUGAAUUUUAUUGAAUUCAACAUUGAUGUCUGUCAUUACCCAGUGAAAGUCUUAGCAGUUUACCAGUCUUCCAGGAAUAUCGGGAAAGAGGUUAACAUUACAAAUGCUACAACGUUCAACCUUUAUGAUGAAGGGCCUUUCAGGAUUUCUGCGUAUAAUAAGUUAUUUGCUGUUGGCUGUAACACCUCUUCCCAAUUUCAGAUGCAUAUGGGCAAUACAUCCCAAGAAACGCUUUUUUCGGGCUCCUGCACAUCUAAGUGUGGCUAUACUCCAACACUCAGACAACUGCCCUGCACAGAGAACAGGUGUUGUCAAAUGGCGGUUCCUGGUGGUUACACAAGAAUUAGCCUCGCUGCACGAUUCCACUCUUCCUAUGGAUCGUACAAUUGUAGCAAUUCGACAUCCGCUAUAGUCGAUACAGGUAGCUGGGAUUCGAUUUCCAAUUCAACGUCCUUCAAAGCUACGAAGGAUUUUUCUUUGAGGGUGGCCUGGGCUAUUCUAAAUGACACAUGCUUCUCGGCUCGAAGAAAAAGUUCAUACCAGUGUUCUCCAAACACGGAGUGUGAAAACAGAAUGUGGGGUUAUGUUUGCAAGUGUAAGACUGGCUAUGAAGGAGAUGGAUACAGCAGCGGCACGGGAUGUAAAGGGGUAUUUGGGACACUUAUAGCUGUGUUACUCGACGGUGGCAGUCUCUUCUGGAUUUUGAAGCUAAGAAAAUCCAAGCGCGACAAGGAAAAGAACUUCAAAAAGAACGGAGGGGAUCACUUGGAAAAACUAAUUUCAUCGCGAGGAGGAGUAGAAGGCGUGAAACUCUUCUCUUUGAAUGAGAUUGAGAAAGCGACAAAUAAGUUCUCUCAGAAUUUGAUUUUGGGAUCUGGUGGCUACGGUGCCGUUUACAAAGGCACUCUCAGCAAUGGACUUGUUGUGGCUGUCAAGAGGUCAAAGCAAGUUGAUUCCAAACAGAUCGACCAGUUUAUCAAUGAAGUUUGUAUUUUGAGCCAGAUUAAUCACAGAAACGUGGGGAAGUUACUGGGCUGCUGCCUGGAAACUUCGGUUCCUCUGCUGGUUUAUGAAUACAUUUCCAAUGGAACAUUGUUCGAUCAUCUGCAUGGCAACAAGCAAAAGCAGCAGCAAAUUCCAUGGGAGAAGCGCCUGUGCAUAGCCAUUGAGACCGCAGAAGCUUUGUCAUACUUGCACUCUGCAGCGUCAAUACCCAUUGUCCACAGAGAUGUCAAAUCUUCAAACAUUUUACUGGAUAAUGAUUGUAAUCCAAAAGUUGCAGACUUCGGAAUGUCUCGUCUAGUGCCGAUGGGACAAACGCAUAUCACUACAGUUGUGCAGGGAACUCUGGGUUAUUUGGAUCCUGAGUACGUUCAGACAGUUCAGCUUACAGAGAAAAGUGAUGUGUACAGCUUUGGGGUUGUUCUGGCAGAGCUUUUGACGGGGCUGAGACCUGUUUCGUAUGAAAGGAUGGAUAACCACAGCAACUUGGCCAUAUAUUUCCUUUCCACUGUAAAUACGAUGGGUUUUGGGGAAAUCAUAGAUCCUCGUCUUGAUGUGAAAGAAGGUAAAAACAGGGAGUCGAUGAGAAGAGUGGCGGCGCUAGCGAAAGAAUGCCUUAGCGUUGAAGGGGAGAAGAGACCUUCGAUGAAAGAGGUGGUUCAGGAACUGCUUUGGAUUAAAGAAGGCGAAAGACUGCAUGUGUGGGUGAAUAAUGAUGCAGCCGGCAAUCCGGAAGAAGUGAUGGAGCUAAUAGUUGGUGAGGAAGAAAGAAGAGAGGGAAUUAGGGCCGCUUAUUCAAUAACAGAGCAGUGUAGUUCCUCAUUUAGCAUUGAAGGGCUCGGAAUUGGCAUGAGAUGGGGAAGAUAAGUUAUG
Cryptomeria japonica (Japanese cedar) is the source of this 1953-nucleotide messenger RNA. Its product is annotated as putative wall-associated receptor kinase-like 16. The record is from RefSeq and is a predicted model, not a curated record. Bases 1 to 1947 code for a protein of 648 amino acids. Lineage: Eukaryota; Viridiplantae; Streptophyta; Pinopsida; Cupressales; Cupressaceae. The transcript is spliced from 3 exons. Gene Ontology annotation, cellular component: plasma membrane. Gene Ontology annotation, biological process: protein phosphorylation; cell surface receptor signaling pathway. Gene Ontology annotation, molecular function: ATP binding; protein serine/threonine kinase activity.